CAUCCACCCUCGUUCCAUUCUGCAUCUUGCUUCUCCAUCUGUCCAUCCAUCGCUCCAGAUUCCAGGUUCCCAUCUCCACUCUAUUGUUUCUAUCUUUGAUUUCACUCGUUAUUCAUCCCAAAAAUCCACUUCUUGCCUCUUUCCAUCCUCGAAACUGCAAUUCCUCACCAUCUACUGCUAUCCGCACUUCACUUGAGUCUCUUUCCCCAUCGUUCCCUUCAUCAUUUUGCCUCAAUUCCACCCGCCUUGAUCGAAACCCCGACGACAACGUGGGCUCUGUUUUGAGCAACUUCACUCUUCUACCGCCACUCCACCAUCUCACAUCCUCCUCUUCGAAACCUGCCCAUCGACUCGACUCAACUCUAUCUUGGUCGUUGCCCCUCUAGCUACACUACCGAAUUGGCGCCUUCUUGUCCUCACAACCCGCACAAGCCCUUCGAGUCCUCUUCAUCCCACCUGCACAUCAUACGGUGUCAUCUGCCUCUUCAACAUGCCUUUCUAUUAAGCCUCAAGUGGCCUAUCGUCCAAUAGAGGGAUCUCAAAAUUUCAUCACUAUAAAAAGAAGUAACUGCGGCAUGGAGACGACAUCGAAUCCAAGGAGACACCCUCGAGUCCCGCUAUCCGCGCAUUCAUCUCCCCUCAACUGCAGUCUUUUCCGUCCUCUCCUCGUUCUUCUCGGUUGCACUGCUCUCGCGACUGCCGCAGAAGUCGACUUUCGGAAUUGUCUCGCAUCCAACAUUGUCAAUUCGAGUCCACGAGUUCUUCAAUUCAUUCCUCUCCAUGUUCAUGCCACCUUCGACACCUCUUCGAGUGACCAUGACCUCAACGUCACAAUCUACGGCAACGUCACUGGCCGGACGUACGAUCAGCCUCUCCCUCCUCCAGAUGACCCUGCCUGGUCAAAUCCGAAUGACACCUUUGGCAAAAUUCCCGACCUGGAUGUGGCCAACAAUCGCUACACUACACUUUUCGCCCGCUACGACUUCUUGAGCUAUACUCCUUGGAAUGCACCUCCCAGCAGAUUCUGUGACUCGGUCGACCAUGGUGAAUGUCCGCUGAGCCCAUCUUUCUAUGCCAAUGCGAGUGACGUUGCUGAGCUGUCUGCCUUCUCCGUCGCCCAUGGAUUGUUCUCCAGCUACGCCUUUGGUUCCAUCCAAGCCACCCUCAGGGUCCAGUCAGGUGAUGCUGAGGGCAAUUAUCUUAGUUGUGUCACCGCUACCAUCACCCCAGAUUUUGGCGGGCUUCUAAAAGACAUCUUGAGAUACCUGCCUCUGGCCAUCCUCAUAUUUGUUGGCAUUGCGACCAUUGCAGCCGCUGUCUUCAGCCCCUGGGGUUCUAGCGACAUCUUCAAUUGGUCCAGCAACUUUGGCCGCGAUGAAGAUCUCCUCCGCCUCGUCACCCCUGGUUUUGGUGAUUGCCUCCAGUAUAUCCAAUUCGUUGUCCUUACUGGCAGCUUGAGCCUUAAUUACCCUGGCUUCUACCAGCCCGCUGUCAGUCGUGUCGGUUGGUCCUCGCUCCUUUUCAACGAAAGCUUCGUUUCUGGAGGUAAUGGUACGCAAUGUCUCGUCGAUGGUGUCUAUCACUACCGAAACAACACCAGGUACGGUCUUGACCGCAUGAGCCAGCUUGUCGGCAUGACGUCUGAUCGAGAUAUCUGGGCCGACAUGAUCGUCUGGCUCGUCGUCAUCAUGGCUGCUGUGACCGUCCUGACCCAGCUCGGCUUUGUCGGUCGAUACAUCUAUCGCCACCUUGCCAACGUACCGGCCGAAGACCUUCGCUCAAAGAAUAUUCCCUUCACCAUUGGAGACCUUGUCCGCGUGGCCUUCAAUUACUUCCUGCUCCCCUUGACUUCUUUGUCUUUUUACCAACUGGUUAUUGCGAGUCGUGGGCCUGCAUACUCCGUCGCCCUGGCCGCUGUUUGCUUGGUCCUGGUUCUUCUGUUCGCCAUGCGACUCAUCUUCCUUUUCACCCGCACGAGGCCGCGAUCCUUCCUGUUCGACGAUCUCCUCACUCUCCUUGCCUACGGCCCGCUCUACAACACCUACUGCGAUGAUGCCGCCACUUUUGCUUUGGUUCCUAUCUUGGUCAAUUUCAUGCGUGGAAUUGCCAUCGGAGCAGUACAACAAUCUGGCGUUGCACAAGUCGUGCUGCUCGCUAUUUGUGAAAUUGUCCUAAUACUGACCAUCAACGCUUUCCGACCAUAUCCUUCGGCCACAUCCAUGAACAUCUAUCACACUUGCUUUUCCGUCAUCCGAUUAAUCACAAUCCUGCUCUCCAUCGCUUUUGUGCCCUCCCUCAAUGUCGAAUCGAGCUCGCGAGGCUGGAUCGGAUAUGCCAUUCUCGUCAUUCACGCUUGUACUCUCGUCUUUGGAUUCUUCUUGAAUGCCAUUCAAACUCUGAUCGAGGUCAUUGCGAGACUUGCUGGGGCUGGAGGGAGAGAACAAGACACUGGCGGCGCCACUCGUGGAGGCUUGACCAAGGUGUUUGGCAUGAGGCAGUUGUCGCGUCGCAUGCCACGACGCGAGCAUCCACGCCACAGCAUGUCGUCCAAUGCCGCCAUGAUGUCCACCAUGGAGAAUGAGCAAAAGCAGUUACAAAUGGCCAACACGCGAUCCAGGAGCAUGUCUGCCGCAUCUGGCCAACUGCUGGACGGAGCCCGAAAUUCAAACAGGAUCAGUCAAAAUCUCGAUAGCCGCACAAUGUCGACGAACUCUCCUGUUGGAUCGAGCACUCCCACAAAGAGGCUGACGCAGCGGCUCAGCGGUGCCGCAUCUCUGGGGGCGAUUGUAGGCCUACAUAAGCCGACUGAAGCACGAGACCCGUAUUAUCGACCUCCUAGGAGGAAUACCAUCGAUGCCCUAGGAGACGCAGACUCGCGGCCUCAAAUGUCUCUGGGUGGCUCCAAGAGGACGGAGCAUGGACUCGAUGACGAAGCCGGUGAAGGGACGUCAACGCCCAUGAGAGGACUAGAAAACGAUGACUUUGAGGAUACUCCGAACGACCGCAGUGGUCCCAAAACUAACUACGCAGUGCGAGAAGUCGAUUUUUAUUAUGGGGUGCGCGGUGCAGCUCUCUCCAACGUGUCGAGGAAGCUCAAAACCGGGCCGGCCGAUCCGACAGGCCCAGUCUCGACGGCGAGAGGGUGGUUCAAAGGAGUUUUGGGUGGCAAGACGAAGGAGAAGAACAAAGGAUUUGAGGUCGUGCGCAGUGCCCGAGCCCCUCCCCCGGGGCUCUUCCCACCAAGUUCCAUCCCGGAAGGCCAGGAAACAGAGGCUUACCAUGACGACAGCGAAGAUGCACAAGCGGCUGGCACCCUCCGGGAUCGUACAGGCUCCCGGAUUGCGUCACCCGUACCUCCCGCGCGGACUAGUCAGAGACAAAGCGUCUACGAAGACGUUUCGGUGGACGAGGAUUCUGAUGAAGAAUCACCUGAUGGUCACGUGGCACAAGAUCCGCCCUCUUUGCCUCUGAUUGAUUCAGUUGGAGCGAUAGAGCUGCCCAGCCGGAUAGGCUCUGAAGCAUCACGGAAAUCCAGAAAACGGCCGCCGCCCGGCCAGAUUCCCGAUGUGCCUGUGGUUCCUGCAAUACCCCGAAAGAGCUCAAGACGGCAAUCCGGGGGUGACGCUGGCGGUCGUCCAAGGAUGUCUGGGGUCGGGCCAUCGUCAUAUGCCUAUCACAGCAGCCCAUACAAUAAGAGUGCAUCACAGAAUCUCGGGGUGAAUCGAAUACCAUUUGCAAGCGCGCAGAUGUCUUCGGGACACAACAAGCGAUAUUCGACGGGAGCCGAGUCGACCAAUUCGAGCGUGCUGCGAGAUGGCGAUGAAAACAUGGCUGUGCGAUCUCAUGCCACGGAUCUGCGCGAUGCCGGGGGCGCGCUUGGCGCUCAUGGAGCAGAUGUGUUGGAAGAUCGUCCGUCUACGAUGGGAUUUGUGCAACAGCAUCGUGCCAGCGACCACAUCCACUACAGCCCGGAUUCCGCGGGAGUCGAAGGCAGCGCUGCCGAAAUCUAUGGACGACCUGCACAUUGAGUCCACCCCUCAGGUGACAUGGACCCCCGAUGAAGAAUGAUGCGUUGAUGGGCAUGAAGGGCAGAGGCUGGCACAGUUGUGUUUCUGGGGGAAAGCCACCGGGCAUUGGCAACAGACCAAGAUAAAGCCGGCAUAUUUUUCGUAAUCAACCAGGAGUUUUGUGGUGGAUCGGUUUAGCGGGGGCGCUUUGGAGACUGGGAAAAAGGUCUUGUAAGAUUCUUGACAGAUUGUGGAUCGCAGGAGCAAAAGGAUGUGAUUCAAGUGGGACGGACCAAGCAUGACCAGGUUAUAUAUGCACAAGAUAUGAAGAAUUUUCAGACGAGUGAUUGCAC
Molecule: messenger RNA, 4360 nt
Organism: Exophiala mesophila
Lineage: Eukaryota; Fungi; Ascomycota; Eurotiomycetes; Chaetothyriales; Herpotrichiellaceae
Exons: 1
Coding region: 576-4028 (1150 amino acids)
Biological process (GO): transmembrane transport
Source: RefSeq, a predicted model, not a curated record